AUGUAUUCAUUUACCUCCGCGCCCGCCAUCUUGCUCAUCGACACCGCCAGCGAUGAGGGUAGUGUCCCCUUCGGUUUCUCAUUCUUGUUCUCGACUCAAACAUCCAUCAAGCAAAUGCGGUCGCUCUUUCUCGUCCACGUCUCGUCGCUGCGGACAUUACGAGACGCUGUCUGUCCCCCACAACGCAACAAAAGCUCAGAUCAAACUGAAGACCCAAAGUCAAGGGAAAAGUUUCAAGCAGUGAGCGAUGCAUAUGCAAUACUAGGCGACGAUCGCAAACGACGCGAAUACGACCGCUCUCUCAAAAGACCUGCUCCACCACCAACACCAACACCAACGACAUCACCUACCCCAUCCUCCACGACCUCCCGCCACCGCCCUGCCCGACCACACCCGCAUGUAUGGGAGGUCCACCGGUCCGGAAAAUACACUUACUAUCGUCCUCCUCCAGGCCAGCAGACGAGCUACACCUGGUCCCGUACAGACCCAUUUACGAGUCCGCAUGUGCAGAGAGCGACUGGCAAGUCGGCUAUGCCGGGUGGGGCACACCCGCGACCUAUGGAAGGGAAGGCGAGACCUGGGCCGUUUGCAGGGAUGGGGACAGGGGCAGGUAAGGAUGCUGGUACAGGGAGUGGCUCAGGGACAGCGGGGGCACCGCAUCAACAACGUACGGAGACAGAGUCGGAUCGAGUUGGGAGAGAGUCUUCCGUGUUCAGGGUGAUACAGGUUAUCGGUAUCGUUAUGGUGAUAGCUACAAUCGGGAAUGGAUUCAGUGUUAGUGCUUCGUGGUGACAUUACUGGAAAAACAGUGGGGCUUUCGAAGAGAGGGCGAUGUGAUGAGGGAUAUAGAUAUAAUUAUUGGGGAGCUGGUAGACUGCUCAUUCGUACAUUUACAAAGGAGGAGCAGGUAUAUGAGCAGACGGGUAAAGAGGUUACUUGCGUAUAUACUUGGAAGAGCAGACUAACUUGAUGAUGGGAAGCAUGAGGUGUAUAGGGAUACUAUAUGGAUAUAGUUAUCUAUCCAUUUGUACAAGGUGUACGUUCGCUCAUCAAUGACUAUCAAAUGCACUUCAUUCAUGGGCACAAUUGUAUAUCUACCUACGUGAGGCUUUUGGAUUAUGGCCUCGCUUUUGCAAUUAGUUGGAAAAAAUUUUGGGAUACGUCUUUAAA
Molecule: messenger RNA, 1170 nt
Organism: Serpula lacrymans var. lacrymans S7.9
Lineage: Eukaryota; Fungi; Basidiomycota; Agaricomycetes; Boletales; Serpulaceae
Exons: 4
Coding region: 1-792 (263 amino acids)
Source: RefSeq, a predicted model, not a curated record